Molecule: messenger RNA, 1868 nt
Organism: Lemur catta (Ring-tailed lemur)
Lineage: Eukaryota; Metazoa; Chordata; Mammalia; Primates; Lemuridae
Product: UDP-glucuronosyltransferase 2B4-like
Exons: 6
Coding region: 46-1638 (530 amino acids)
Molecular function (GO): UDP-glycosyltransferase activity
Source: RefSeq, a predicted model, not a curated record
CAGAAAGGAACAUCGAGUGUAAAAGAAACAUUGCACUUCACCAACAUGGCCAUGAAAUUGGCUUCAGUUCUCCUGCUCAUACAACUGAGUGGUUACUUUAGCUCUGGGACUUGUGGGAAGGUGCUGGUGUGGCCCACAGAAUACAGCCACUGGAUGAAUAUGAAGACAAUCCUGGAUGAACUUGUCCAGAGAGGACAUGAGGUGACUGUAUUGACACAUUCUGUUUCCAUUCUUGUUGAUCCGAAAAAAGCAGCCAGUAUUAAAUUUGAAGUUUUUCCUACAACUUUAACUAAAAGUGAUUUUGAAGAUGUUAUCAUCCAACUGGUCCAUAAAUGGAUAUAUGAUAUUCCAAAAACUACAUUUUGGUCACAUUUUUCACAAGUACAAGAAAUCAUGUGGGAAUUUUCUGAAAUUCUGAAAGAGCUCUGUGAAAAUGUUGUUUUAAACAAGAAAAUUAUGACAAGGCUACAGGAGUCAAAGUUUGAUGUGGUUCUUGCAGAUGUCAUUAGUCCCUGUGGUGAGCUCCUGGCUGAGAUACUUAAAACACCCCUUGUGUACAGUGUCCGCUUCUCUCCUGGCUACGCAUAUGAGAAGCAUGCUGGAGGACUUCUAUUCCCUCCUUCCUACGUACCUGUAGUUAUGUCAGAAUUAAGUGAUCAAAUGACAUUCAUGGAGAGGGUAAAAAAUAUGAUAUACAUGCUUUAUUUUGAUUUUUGGUUCCAAACAAUUAAUUUGAAGAAGUGGGAUCAGUUCUACAGUGAAGUACUAGGCAGACCCACUACGUUCUAUGAGACAAUGAAUAAAGCUGACAUGUGGCUUAUUCGAAACUAUUGGGAUUUUGAUUUUCCUCGCCCUUUCUUACCAAAUUUUCAUUUCAUUGGAGGACACCAUUGCAAACCUGCCAAACCCCUGCCUAAGGAGAUGGAAGACUUUGUCCAGAGCUCUGGAGAAAAUGGUGUUGUGGUGUUUUCUCUGGGGUCGAUUGUUGGUAACAUGACAGAAGAAAGGGCCAAUGUGAUUGCUUCAGCCCUUGCCCAGAUCCCACAAAAGGUUCUAUGGAGAUUUGAUGGCAACAAACCAGAAACCUUAGGACCCAAUACUCAGCUGUUCAAGUGGUUGCCUCAGAAUGACCUUCUUGGUCAUCCAAAAACCAAGGCUUUUAUAACUCAUGGUGGAGCCAAUGGCAUCUUUGAGGCCAUCUACCACGGGGUCCCCAUGGUGGGCAUUCCUUUGUUUGCGGAUCAACCAGACAACAUUGCUCACAUGAAGGCCAAGGGAGCUGCUGUUAGAUUGGACUUUGAGACAAUGUCAAGUACAGAUUUGCUCAGUGCUUUGAAGACAGUCAUUAAUGACCCUAUGUAUAAAGAGAAUGCUAUGAAAUUAUCAAGAAUUCAUCACGAUCAGCCCAUGAAACCUCUAGAUCGAGCAGUCUUCUGGAUCGAGUUUGUCAUGCGCCACAAGGGAGCCAAACACCUUCGGGUUGCAGCCCACGACCUCACGUGGUUCCAGUACCACUCUUUGGAUGUGAUUGGGUUCCUGCUGGCCUGUGUGGCAACUGCUAUAUUCAUCUUCACAAAGUGUUGUCUGUUUUUUUGGCUGAUGUUUGUUACAGCAGGAAAGAAGGAAAAAAGGGAGUAAUUAGAUUUAGGCUUGAAACUAUAAUCUCUGAUAGAUGGGAGUCCUUCAGUUUAUUUGAGCAAGAAGAGUUUGUGAUGUAAGAUUCCCUUCCUCCUGUGACUGCUUGAUUUUUCACAAUCUAGUUUGUAAAAUCAAAGUUUGUUUAUGAAAUAGUUGAUACUUUUUUUAAAGUUAGAAAUGUUUUAUUGUGAAGUGAAAAGAAAAGCUGGGGGAAAAUAAAAAAAAUUAAA